Messenger RNA from Halichondria panicea, 1290 nucleotides. RefSeq lists its product as uncharacterized. Bases 93 to 1130 code for a protein of 345 amino acids. The record is from RefSeq and is a predicted model, not a curated record. Lineage: Eukaryota; Metazoa; Porifera; Demospongiae; Suberitida; Halichondriidae. Gene Ontology annotation, molecular function: acyltransferase activity, transferring groups other than amino-acyl groups. The transcript has a single exon.
GAAUGCAUGCCUGUGUAGUUGUGUCACCUUUUACAACAGGUAUAAAUACUGCGUGUUCUUCAACCUAAAUCUAUCAUAACAUCAACUUAAAGAUGAGUUAUUUCGUCAACAAGCUGAGUAUCUGUGCAAGAUUAUUCACUACUGCUGCUUACAGUAGUGCCACUGCAGUUAAGCGUGGUGCUACUGCAGUUAAGCCAGUUUACAGUGGUGCUACUGCAGUUAAGCCUGUCUACAGAAGUGCUAAUGCAAAAGAUGCCGCUUCUAUUACUAGGAUGGCCAUUCAAGAAGGUUGGCACGUUGGACCGUAUGAUUUCCCUACAUAUUUUGAAUUUGAUCCAAAGAGCUAUAAUAUUGGAGAGGUUGACGGACAGUAUGCAUGCCACAUUGGUGUGAUUGAGUUCCCUAAACACCAUUAUCACGGAGGCGGUGUCAUGGUUGUGGACAGGUUUCGACAGACGGGGUAUAGCACAGUGUGUGUUAAGCAUGGCCUUAGUGUUGUUGAUAAAAGAUACACAGUUGGCACAGACAUCAACUUGAGCACACUAGCACAAUACGAGUCCCUUGGAUUUGAAAAAUUCUGGGACACGUACGUUGCAAUGUUUGAUCUCGAGAAAAUAGCUAAGGUUGGCAUAGAUCAGAAAUCUUCAAGUUUUGCUAUGCCAAUUCAGGAUGUAGAUCUCGACAAGCUACUGAAGUAUGACCACAGAGUGUUUGGUACGCCACGAGACAAGCUAAUGACAAGAUGGAUCAACACUCCGGGAAGCUUUGGAUGGGCAGCAAUUGAUCACAGCAACAACAUAACUGGCUACAUUGUUCUGAAACAAGUCAUUCGAGGAGGGGGAACAGAAAUCGGCCUAGCUAUGGCCCCUUUGUUUGCUAACGAUAAGGAUACUGCAAAGCUACUAAUAAAGACAGCAGGCCAAGAGUGUCUAGCUAAUCCAGCCAUUCCAAAGACGAAGCUGGAGUUGUUUCAUCCGGCGGGGGAUAUUUGUGGAGAGGGUGCUGCAGAGCUGAUGGAUGAGCUGGGAGCUGAGAUGACUCAUAUCGCUCACAGGGUCUACACCAACGGGAUACCAGAAGGAAGACAAACAAGAAUGAUCUAUGGCAUUACAUCACCAAGCUGUGACUGACAGAAAAAACAAUAGCGAUAUACAUGUAUAUAUAUAAUUAUCGUGUAUACAUGCAUGUGCAUGCAUUUAUGUUUAAUUGGCUGCACGUAUAAUAUAUACAUGCAUUUAUUAUUAUUACUCAUUGUGGUCAGAAAUUAAAUUAUUGUACUACUAUUGUAAA